GAAUCCGAAUCCGAAUCCGAAUCCGAAUCCGAAUCUGAGAACGAAACUGAGAACGAGGAGAUCCCCGACGGCGGCUCCGAGACCCAAGAUGACAGGAUAGAGCACAAGCACGAUGCGCCCACCCCGGACCUCAACGCCGAUGGCUUGGGCUGGACUCGUAGACGUCCCAUCGUCUUUAUCGGUGACAGCACGAUGCGCUACCAGUUUGUUUCGCUGGCCUUCCGGCUGGCCAACGGCUACUGGCAGCACGAGGAGUCGCGGCCCGAUGGCGGUCGAGACGUCGCCUACAUGCCUGCCUGGAGCAGCUGGCGAGAUUACUACAGCGGCACCACCGAGCUGCUGCGGGGAUACGCCAUCUGUGACUGUGUCCGCGAGGUCGAUUUCCAACCCGACACCACCCGUAAGAUCAUCGAGAACCGAUACUUCCAGAUGCCCAACCGGCCGCCGCUCGUCUACCACACCAUGUUCAACGACAACGGCAUCUGCCACAUCAAAGGCCGGGCCUUCCCCGAGCUCAUCUCGCCCUACUUUGAUAGCGAUCCGGAAUGGUGCGACACCAUCCCCGGCCUGCUCGGCAACCUGCGCCGCCGCUACGGGCCCGGUCUAAUCAUCUACUUCAACUUUGGCAUCCACGACGGCGACAAGGUCAAGGCCGCACGCUCGCUGGUGCAGUUUGCCCGAUAUGCCCCCGACACCCUCAUCGUUUGGCGCCAAACCACCCCCGACCACUCGGGAACAAAGUCCGUCCACCACGACGAGCCUGUCUUUGAGGUCUUCCGCAAUGCUUCUCUCAGCAACAUUGCCGUCAUGCGCAUCUGGGAGACCCUGGAGGAGGAAAUCAAGGUCCGCGGCAAGGGCAGCGUCUUUAUCGACGACCUGCAUGUCCGACCCCGGAUCAACAAGCUCUUUAGCGAGCGGCUCGGCCAGAUCGUCGAGCAGCAUCUAGAGAGGCAGCCAUGAGCAGCGCGCUUGAGCAUUGAUUGCCUCUGGGUUUUGGACUCUGUUGACCCACAAUGACGGCAGAACCAGCAUAGCUCUGAGUCUUGAGAUCUUGUCGUGUCGAGCGCCGAAAUACAUCCUGCCUAGUUUCCCCCUUCUCUCGAUCACGU
This is a messenger RNA of Polychytrium aggregatum, 1109 nucleotides long. RefSeq lists its product as uncharacterized. Bases 193 to 960 code for a protein of 255 amino acids. Lineage: Eukaryota; Fungi; Chytridiomycota; Chytridiomycetes; Polychytriales. The transcript has a single exon. The record is from RefSeq and is a predicted model, not a curated record.